Messenger RNA from Mycena indigotica, 1740 nucleotides. RefSeq names its product HTH APSES-type domain-containing protein. Gene Ontology annotation, molecular function: DNA binding; transcription regulator activity. The transcript is spliced from 5 exons. Lineage: Eukaryota; Fungi; Basidiomycota; Agaricomycetes; Agaricales; Mycenaceae. The record is from RefSeq and is a predicted model, not a curated record. The coding region runs from base 1 to 1740 and encodes 579 amino acids. Gene Ontology annotation, cellular component: MBF transcription complex; SBF transcription complex.
AUGGCGUCUACAGCAACGACAACCACAAUCUUCCAGGAAACUGGCACUACCCCGGUGCCCAUGCCUGCAUCCCCGACUUCAGAGCAGGCUAACGGGCGCUUUCGACCAUUUGCAAGCUCAACACACCAGGUCACGAAGGGCCGGUAUAUCACCAGCAAUGACCCGCGAGGAUAUAUUCCUGUCUAUGAGUACCCGCUCAACAACCAAUGGAUUAUGAUGGACAUCGACGACGGAUAUGUUCUGUGGACGGGCAUUUGGAAAGCUCUCGGCAACUCCAAAGCUGACAUUGUCAAGAUGGUGGACUCUCAGCCAGAGCUUGCGCGCGUCAUUCGACGUGUCCGUGGUGGUUACCUCAAGAUACAAGGCACUUGGAUGCCGUUCGAGGUCGCGUUGCGACUUGCAAGACGGGUUGCUUGGAAUAUUCGUGAGGAUUUGGUGCCACUUUUUGGUCCAACUUUCCCCAGCACCUGUCUCUCCCCUGACCAGCCUGGCUAUGGCCAGGUCGUCGCCUCUUCUGGCGCCCGACGACGAGCUCGGCGACAACAAGCCCAAUCAACAGCGGGGUCAUCUUCGACGAGAGCUGACUCCUCUUCCGAGCAUCACGGCCAUGGCCAGCCACUUGCCCUUUCGAUGCCUCAGUUGCCGCCCGUCCAGCUCCACCACCCACUCCAACAACUUCCUCUCCCGCCCCAUCCACAGCCAAACCCACACGGGUAUGGGCAAGGCUCCCGUCUCCAUCAAAACCAUACUCUGCAUUCACGAGCGGUCUCGCAGUCGCAUUCGCAGCAUUCGUGGCCCAGCCCAAGGCCCAGCGCGGCUUCAGAUUGGUAUCAAGAUCGGGAGAAGGAGCGCGAGCGCUUGCCAGGGCCCAACUCUCCAUCCCCUUUCGUCAGUCCGGGAGCAAGGUAUUCGCCGUACCCGCUGUCCACCUCCUCGAGAAAGCUGUCGAGCCCAAGCUUGUGGCCGUCAGGCUCACAUUCCAGUUCCGCUCGUUCGCCGCCACUGACACCAGCGCCUCCAUCCCCCGCCUCAAAUGCAAGCAUCGCGUCGAUUCAUAUUCCUCUGCAGCGAUUGCCUCCUAGAACCAAUCCCAGUGGCGCUGGAUAUACGCUGCCUCCAAUAUCUGCCUUUGAAAAUAUUCGAGGAGGGUUGCCUCCGCCAAUCGAUGAUCCACGAACGGUCUUGAAACGACUCCGUGGGGAGGUAGACGACGUUGCGGACGACCAUCGGACAGCGAAGCGCAGUCGAAGUCCAGAAGAAGGGCACCACGGCGUCAAACGGGUGUACUCAGUGCCCUCCCUCCAAAUACCCCCCUCGUCAUUGUCUUCUUCAGGAAAUAUUGCGGUAUCGCCAGUUCAUCGACGCUCUCUCGGCCAGCUCCCUCUACCACCGCAUCCUGCGCCUGCAGGGUUGGCUGGUCGUGAGCGUGAGCAUCAGUUUUUGCGACUGGCGGUACCUCUCAAUCCGCGCUCUUCGUUGUCGGAUUCAAGCGCGAGCGUGAGCUCAAGAGCACCCUCCCCGAUAACUCCUCGUUCUCCCGAUAGCGACGGAGAGCACCAGCAACGGCGCCCUUCCCUUGUUCCGCUAGAGGUCUUGAAAGCCCAUCACCAGACAAAGUCCAAUGCGGGCACCUGGCCCGGACCCGAUUCGGACAAGUCAGGUGCCCGACUAUCUGCCUUGCGAUACUCGUGCGAUGAUGAAGAGGUGGAUGGCCCCGCGACCACCAAGUCCGCCUGGUGA